AUGCCAGGAACAUCAGACUCAACGGAAAUACCCGGAGAACCAGGAAAACCUACAAUGCCAGGAACAUCAGACUCAACAGAAAUACCCGGAGAAUCAGGAAAACCUGCAAUGCCUGGAACAUCAGACUCAACAGAAAUACCCGGAGAAUCAGGGAAACCUGCAAUUCCUGGAACAUCAGACUCAACAGAAAUACCCGGAGAAUCAGGAAAACCUGCAAUUCCUGGAACAUCUGAAUCAACAGAAAUACCCGGAGAAUCAGGAAAACCUGCAAUUACUGGAACAUCCGACUCAACAAAAAUACCUGCAACGCCUGGAACACCUGAAGAACUUGAAACUGGUGCCUUUCCGGUCCCACCCAAAAUUGGCACAGAAAUAUCCCCAAUACCAUCGCCUGUACCUCCAAAAACAUACACAAAUUUAAAUAUAGAUGAAAAAUACAUUCAUCCAACGGCCCCAGAAACUCCAGAAGUGACUGAUGAUAAUACAGGGAACCUGAAAAAGGAUCAAACUCAUGAAUACACACAACAAGAAAGUGAUGAUGAUCUAAGUGAUGUCCAAAGUGAAGAUGAACAAAGUCAUUUAAAAACCACUCAAAAACAAACUUAUAGGUUAACUACUACCCAAAUACAAAAUUUAAUGAUAUUACAGACACAAAUUAGAAUUAAUGAUAUUCUAAAGGAAAAUGGAUUGGAUAAUCUGAAUUUAAUUAAUUGCGAUUUAAAUACUGUUAAUAGAAUCUAUGAAUUAAUCAAAAAAGCUGAACAAAUUAUAUCAGAGAUCCAAAUUAGAAAAAGCAGUAUUGACCAAAUUGAUUUAAAUAGUUUCAUUACUUCUCAUUCCGUUAUUAAAAAAAAUACUGAAACUACUAAUUACCAAACACUUAUCAGUUCUUUAAAUGUAUUAAAAGAUUACCUAAAACAAAUACUUGAUGAUUGUAAAAGCCUUUAUAAUAUUCAACCAAGUACAGAAAUUCAUUCAAAAUAUUAUUCUUCUAUAAUUGAUGAAUGUGAAAAUGAAAAAUAUAUUCCUUUAAUUGAUUUAUAUUCAUUUUUCCUCAAAUAUUAUAAAAGACUUAUGGUAAACUCAACUUUUGGAGCAAGAAUGCUUAACCAUUUUCUAACUAUCUUAAUAAAUCUUAAUGAAAUUAAACAAUGUUUAGAUGAACAAAAAAUAAAUAGCUGGAAAUUAUUAAAAGAAGAAUAUCAAAACAAUCUUAAAGAAGAAACUAAAAAAGCUACUGAAAUUCAAUUGAAUGGUUAUUCUGAUCAUGUAGCUGGAUCUUCAAUAAAUCAAUCUAUUAAUAAUUCUGAAAUUCAUCUAAUCAAUGAAAAGAUUAAAGUUUAUAAAAUUAUAAUCAGACUUUUAAAUGAAUUAAUUUUAAAAUGUCAAGAACUUAAAAAUAAUCCAGAUUUAGAAACAAAUUCAAAAAUACAUGUAUUUAAUGAAAAUUGUAUUUAUAAAUACAAUAUUAAAGAAUCCAUGAUUCGAUUUAAACUAUUUAAUGGUUUAAAUAUGAGUCAAAGAGAUGAAAUAUUAGAAAGAAUUCAACGAUUAAUACAAAGCCUUGGUGGAUUUAUAUCUAUUUAUGAUUCUAAAGAUUGCAAUCCAAAUAAUAUUGUUAAAAUAUUAGAAUCUAUCGCCAGAUUGAAAACAAUUAAAGAUAUAGAAAAAAAUAAUACAAAUUUAUAUGAAAAUUUAAAAGAAAACAAAAUUUUAAACCUCAACUUAAGAUCAAUAAAAUUUUUAAUCAAAUUAAUGAUAGAUAUGAUUUCUUUCUGUUGGACUUAUGUAAAUAUGAACAAAAUAGUCAAAUUAAAACUAAUUAUAAAGCAUUGGGUGAACUUCAAGCCUUAUUGA
Molecule: messenger RNA, 1857 nt
Organism: Cryptosporidium ubiquitum
Lineage: Eukaryota; Apicomplexa; Conoidasida; Eucoccidiorida; Cryptosporidiidae
Product: mucin
Exons: 2
Coding region: 1-1857 (618 amino acids)
Source: RefSeq, a predicted model, not a curated record